CCACCCCUCUCCCCCGCCCAUGAGAUGGUUUCGCCCACAGCCCUGAGAUGCGUGGACAGAGGCGCGGGGACAACACGGACUUGGUCCCGCGUUACGGACCUUGAUUUGGUUUCCUUGCUACGGACCCCAAGACCUAGGACCUGGUCCUUUCGCUCCGGAUCCCGAGACCUGGUCCCGCAUCACGGACCCCGGACCUGGUCCCCGCCCCCUCUCGUCCCCUCGCCACGGACCCCAGGAUUCAACGUGGUCAUUGAACUCGGGAGCCCCGGAGCCAUUGACUCUCAGAUCUGAGAUCUCGGACCCCGGACUCGGAGGCCCUGGGCCCGGCACUCGGUCGUAGGUUUGUUGCCCAAGGCCCGGUCCUGCUUCUGAUCGCUGCCUGGCUAUCGGCCCGUCUCCUGGACUUCGGACGUCUCCCUGCGGGUUUCUCACGGCUACUCCGCUGCUCGCUGUUUCGCUCGUUCCCCGGAGUCGUGGUCGAUACCCCCCGCCCGCCCCAGACUGUCUUCGACCCCUCGGCCUCGGUCCCCGUCCCGUCCCCAUGCGCGGGCCCCGCCAUGUCCGCGCAGUACUCAGGGCUACAGGCGCUGCCCGGGGGGGACCUAGGGGACGGAGCGCGGCUGCGGGGUGCGGCCUCCUCGGCCUCGGUGUCGCGCCGGGAAGUGCGGGACGGAGGCGGCGGAGGCGGAGACAGGGGACAGAUGUGCGACAGGAGCCCCCUCGCCAGGGAAGUGUACCUUCAAAAGGAGGUGGAGCGUUUGCGAGUGGAGAUCGCCAGGAGUGAGGAGGUCAACCGGUUGCUGCUUGCCGAGCUCGAGGACUGUCGAGGAGUGGUCCCGCCGUGCGAGCAGUACCCCCCACCGCGAGGGGGGGGCUCCCCCGUGGAGCCUGUGGCCCUCGCGCUGCCCGGCACGCAGCUCGUGGUGCAGCUCACGCAGAAGGAGAACGAACUCGCGCGGGCCAAGGAGGCGCUGCAAGCCAUGAAGGCGGACCGGCGGAGGCUGCGUGAGGAGAAGGGCGACUUGGUGAGCCAGAUGAAGCAGCUGUACAGCACUCUGGACGAGAAGGAGGACCAACUGCGCACUUUCAUCCGCAACUAUGAGCUACACCGCAAGGAGAAUGAGGAAGCCACUCGGGCCUUGAUUGUGGAGCGGGAGAGCUCGGAUCGUGAGAAGUGGGAGAUCUUGAGACGCGCUCGGGAGACUACGGACCGCUCGCUCGCGCUGCGCGCGCAACUCGACGCGCGGGACAACCGCAUCAAAGAGCUCGAAGCGGAGCUCACGAUGUUUCUUCACAAUGGAAGCAGAGCCUCCGCUACCAAUGCCAGGCAGUCCCUGGUGGCCGCGAGCAGGGACUCGUCCAAGCGGCAGUCCCUCGUGACGUCGUCCGACUCGGGGGACUCCCCGGAGUGGCCCCUGCCACACGAGACGGUCACGGCAGCGAUCCGUAAGAGCCUGCAGAACAGUACGCAGCACGUGGCCGCGGCAGCCCAGUCGGGACACUACCCCCAGCACCCGGCGACCACCGCGCAGGGCGCCUCCACCAUGGACAGGAAAGGCAUGGUCAGCGUGGGGCAUUCGCGCCGUUCGUCGCUUGUGUCGGAGAUUACGACGUCGUCCGACGGCGUGCGCCCGGUGACGGCCAGCGACCACAGCUCCCCGGCACGCCUCCCACACUCGCUGGCGAAUUCUCUGGAGGAGCUAAAUGGACUGGGGCCAGGCCGGGAUAAGGAGAAGAAACGUCUGAGCACAUUCUCCAUGAUUCUGGGCAAAGGACGCAGCCGCAAGUCGGAGCCCUAUCACCACGAAGUGAUGACCCCGCAGUCGAGUCCAGCUCACGGGCUGCUUCCUCUGGCGCACCCCGAGGCCGUUCUCCUCCCCCCGUGUACUGGGACACUCCCCGGAGCGCUGGGGGGGGCAUCCGCUGGAGAUCCCGUGACUAAGCUGCAGCAGGCCGAGGCUGCCCGGGUGACAGCCAUGUCUCGCUGGAAGUCGGACACCAUCCUGGCAUGGCUGGAGCUCAACAUGUCCAUGCCUAUGUACGGAAAACACUGCCGGGAGAACAUAAAGAGUGGCAAGGUUCUGCUGGGGCUGUCCGAUGAGGAGCUGGAGAAGGCACUGGGGGUCGCUAAUCCUCUGCACAAGCGCAAGUUGCGUCUCGCUAUCGAAGACUAUCGGCAGGCGGAGCAGGAUAGCAGCCGGUGCUGUCUGUCGCGAGCGUCCGAGUUGGACCACCACUGGGUGGCCAAGACGUGGCUGCGGGACGUGGGGCUGCCCCAGUACGCGCAGGUCUUCCACUCCCAGCUGGUCGACGGGCGUGUGCUGGGAUCCUUGGGCCGCAAGGAGCUGGAAAAGCUGCUGGGAGUCACAUCUAAGUUCCAUCAGACAAGCAUUUUGCACGCGAUCGAGCUUCUGCGAAGCGUGGCCUUCGAUCGCGAGGAGCUGAGUCGGCGCCGCCAGCUAUGUGAGGUGCGGGAUGUGGACACGGUGGUGUGGACAAACCAGCGGGUCAUGCAGUGGGUCCGCAAUGUCGACCUGAAGCAGGAGUUUUCUGAGCACCUGGUGAGCAGCGGUGUCCACGGGGCGCUGCUCGUGCUGGAGGGCAGCUUCACGGCCGAGGGCUUGGCGGCCAUGCUGAAAAUUCCGCAUAACAACGCCUUCCUGAGGCGACACCUGGCCUCCGAACUCGCUGUCAUAGUCGACCCCAGCAGUAAGCUUCCUAAACCCACCUUUAGGAUGCUUCCCUGGGGCUCAGCAUUAGCCAGAAGUACGACCAGGAGACGGGCGUGUGAUGCUGGAGCACACCACUCCGCCAGAGACACGACUGAGGGAGAGGACUCUUCACUUGAAGCACGUUGCCCUCCAGCUACCGGGCACUGCAGCGGAAGGCUCCAAUCAGAGUUCUUCAUACUUAAUGGACACACAUGACACUGUUGGCCAUGGUGAAAGUGUUGGGGUUAGUGGAGGCUGCAUACGAGAAGCAAGAAAGUAAGCUUGUGAGACUUCAAGGUGUUCAUUGGUAAUAGGACUGCAACACUCAAGCCAAUUGGACAAGUCGAGGCCCAGCAGUGUUGGUGACCGGUCAGCUCAGGCCUUGCAUGCACUGGCUCCUCUACAGAGUUCACUGACCAACGCCUGUGUGCAUACUCGUAUUACUGUACGUGACUAAGCAGUGGUCAAAAUGUAAACGUAGAAGCGCUGGUAUAAAACCUCUUAAUCACGCAGCCCAUGUUUACUCCAUUUUCCCCUCUGUGGAAACAGCGUAAUAUUGGAAUUGGGACCGUUCUGAGAAGUGUCGGUGAACGUGUUUUAGUGUUCUGAGCAGUGCCCGUGUGGCGUUCCGUCACAUACCGGCUCGUAUCCAAAACUGUGAUUAAGUACAAACACGUGGUGAGUAAAACUGGCUCUGUUUUUUUCACUGUCGAGAGGAACGUUGUGAUUCUUUAAGAAGGCCACUUAUCUGCAACACUUAGGUUUUAUUCGUACUAUAUUUGUUAUUUUAACUUGACCAGUAUGUGAUCAUAGAAGCAGCAAUGUAACGUACAGGAAGAGAAGACGAGAGAACGGAAAUGUCACAUUUCUCAGUUCCUCUCAGAGAAACUGUUCCUGUUUUUAAUCAAACUUACAUAACCCGUUUUUAAUGACCUGUUUUUAAUCAGGUUACAAACUUACGUACCCCAACAACGUUGAUUAUUACGAUUCUGUCUGGGUUACCUGGAACUCCAUUUUACGUGAAUACAUUAAAAUUUAUCAUCGUGGAGAAUAUAACGAACACAUUAAAGAGCAGACAAUACACACUUUUCCCAUAUCUGCCCCUUCACAAGAUUUAUUUUUGAUUUUUUGACGCAUCCCAUCAGCCACACGGCUUUCUGGAAGUGCAUAAUUUCUGUAGCAUUGAUUCAGCACAAGAAAACUGGACCAAUAUUGAUAUUCAGUGUCUCAUCAAUAUAGGCAGUCUCACUUGAACGUUGCUGGUGGACUGCUGCCAGAUAUUUCUCGGAAAUCUCCCUCUGUUAGAAGUGGGGCCUGGCCGUAUUGUCUGCUUAUUUAUUUGCAGAUACACUCCCGGUGUCACCUGAUCUACAGUAUACAAUCAAAAUACAGCAACAGUUAUGUCUUUAUUUUUAUAAAUAUACGUAUUUUAUGUUUAGCACAGAUAAUUAUAAUUAGUGGAUAGAACUGCUACAGAAAUAUAGUCCAUACUUGGUCAAAAGUGAAUGUUAUAUGCACAGGAAAGUUCAGGUGUCAUCAUGGUCUUCGGCUUUGGCCAUGAUGACAUCUUCAUCCUGCGCAAUGGAGGAGGGAAGGGGUUGAGGCCUCCGUGUUCAAAUUAGUUUUCUAAAGUGAAAACUCAAUUUCUUUAGAACUGCUUGUUGUGUUUAGUUGGUUAUCCUUCCCCCGCGCCUCCGAUGAGCACGGUUGGCUAAGUACAGUGUGAAAGAAGUUCAAAAACAACAACAUACAUUAAUCUUGCGCAAUGGUGGGUGCAAGAUUUGAGGCCUUCGUGUUCAAGGAGGGUGGCAGGAUUAUUUUGGUAAAGUCCCAGCCAUGCUUGACAUCCAUUGGCAGCUUGUAUGAAUAAUGAUCGUGUGGUAAUGAAUGACUUCGUCUCCACUGGUAUGUAGCUAAUAAAUCUGGCUUAGCGUUGUCAGUGCUCAUGUCCGAUGUGGUGAGACGUACACUGUGCUGGCCUGAGUCGGAGUUGGCUCCAGGGUCAGAACCCAUAGGCAUGGCUGGUUCCUCCACAUGCAGGGCAUCAGAUUUACCUUAUGUUUACAUUGUGUUAAUACCACUAAUCUGUUACCUCAUGUAAAUGCCCUUUCAGAAUGUUUAAUAGUUCCACUCUACCCACUGUUCAUUACCAGAUUUGACGCAGUUUUUAUACCACGCGCGACCUGGUUGAAACCACUGUGCACGGAAUAAGGUGAUCACAUUGUGUGGUUUGGACAGGUUACAGUUUUAUUUUUCACGUGUAACACAAUGGGGCUUUGAUUAAAGACACUCGUUUUGCCUAAUA
Molecule: messenger RNA, 5016 nt
Organism: Petromyzon marinus (sea lamprey)
Lineage: Eukaryota; Metazoa; Chordata; Hyperoartia; Petromyzontiformes; Petromyzontidae
Gene: KAZN
Product: kazrin, periplakin interacting protein
Molecular function (GO): protein binding
Source: RefSeq, a predicted model, not a curated record